AUGAAGCGGGAAUUCGGCAUCUUUCCUCUCCGCCAAGGCCUGUCAAGUCAGGAGUCUUCACCUACGACGAGCAAGGUAUCAGAGCGUAUGGUUAUUCACGGGCCUCUCUGGGCUCGUAUCAGAUCCGCGACCAAGUCGUGGAUCACAGCACAGCUGCAGCUCUAUGGGAUACCCCUCCAGCGGAAGGACAGCAUGCUUCAGCUGAAGGCCUUGCUGGAGACUUCAGUGAAGAACGGACAGUGUGAGAGCCCCUCGCAAGCGAUGAUUGCACUUGAGAGGUCCCUGUCUAAACAGUACCGGCAGGCCGGAUUAGUUCAUGAGGAGAAUAUCAGACGACUGAGGGCAGUCGAAUUUUCACAGUUGAAAUCACCCUCUUGCGAGGCUCACUCUGACACGUAUAUGUUCUUGGCCAAAUACUUCCUUACUGGUCCACAUGGCCAGCCAGACAGAGAGAGGCAAAAAGAGGCAUUGAUACUGGAUGCCUGUCCUGAAAUGAAUUUCCUCUCAGCUGUACAGAAGGUCCCUGGUCUGGCGUUCUAUACAAAGCAGCAAGUCAUUAUCGUAGGGUGGGAAGACACAAUCUCUCGCGGAAUCGACGCCGCUUUUGCGAGGCUGUCAGCACCUGGUACCAAGUCGCAUGUUGCUUCGAGUGAGAUGCGUUUUGACUUGGACCGUUUUAUGGCCAAAUACUUUCUGGACGGGAUUAAAGGCAGGCCAGAUCCAAAGAAGACCCCUAACCCAGUCGAGUUGCAUUCAUUUUCCCAGGAAUGGCCGGACCUCGCAAAGAUCGUCGCUUCUGUCCCGGGACUACACAUUGCACACACUACGGCGAAGUCGCUUUCCGAGAACACGAUUAUUGGCUGGGACGCCGAUAAAGUUGCCCUGUGCAAGAAAAGACGUGACAAAGUCCAGGCUGAGGAGGAGGCAAAAAUAGAAGCCGAGAGGGCGGCAGAGGAAGAGGAUGCCCGGCAGGAAGCUCUGGCACCUCAUCGUCUCUACCUGAGCAACCAUUCUCCCUCCCCUGGGCCUUUGAAACCGGAAGAUCUCACGGGAUCAUACAUCAUCGAGUGUGAAGCAGCAGAAGAAUACAUCAUGGAUGGGGAAAAGAUGACGCUUGACAUCCAGAAGCCAGAGAGCGUCCAUGGUGUUGUAGCUGCAUUCAGUCUUGGAUUGAUCGAGGGAACCAUGCUGCUGGCCCUCUCGCACGAUGCAUUGCAUGCCCUACGUGAAGAACAACCGCCCAUGGAGGAUGACUCGGAAGACGAAUGGGGCGACUACGACUCAGACACAGGAAAACGUAAAGCUAGCAACCCUGCAGAAGGCCGGGUGGUCAAGCGCCGACUGGGCGAAACUCCCCAACCGAAUCGCGUAUAUAUUCAGUGGACGGGGAGAGAAAUUAGUGGCCCGAUAGCUGUCGAUGAGAAGAACGAACAUACGGGUUAUGUUGAUUUUGAGCCUUCCAAAGCAACAGCACAAGGCCAAUGGGCAUACCCAGACUUCUUCGGCGAUGAGAAACUUCAAUUCACUAUCUACAAGCGUUCGGAUGAACCCGACGAAGCUCCUAAAGACUAG
This is a messenger RNA of Aspergillus clavatus NRRL 1, 1572 nucleotides long. RefSeq lists its product as uncharacterized. The record is from RefSeq and is a predicted model, not a curated record. The transcript has 3 exons. Lineage: Eukaryota; Fungi; Ascomycota; Eurotiomycetes; Eurotiales; Aspergillaceae. Bases 1 to 1572 code for a protein of 523 amino acids.